Ilex paraguariensis (yerba mate) is the source of this 252-nucleotide messenger RNA. NCBI's taxonomy places the organism in Eukaryota, Viridiplantae, Streptophyta, Magnoliopsida, Aquifoliales, Aquifoliaceae. The record is from the annotation of a GenBank genome assembly.
AUGGGGUGGUGGUCCUGUGUUAGGAGUGCCAUUCCCUUGGCAGCAAUGGUAACAGUGGAGUGCACUGACGUGGGAUUGUCAACAAUAACCAAAGCAGCCAUGACAGAAGGGAUGAGCAGCUUCGUGUUUGUUGUUUACAAUAAUGCUCUCGGCACCAUCAUCCUUCUCCCCUUUGUUGUUGUCAGAAGGGGAGGAGCUCCUCUGACUCUCUCUCUGCUUAGUAGAUUCUUCCUCAUCGGUUUAAUUGGGUAA